AUGACAGGCGAAUUCAACUUUCACGAUUUCACCAACCCCUACCCUGCCUCGGGCGUCCCGCCCUUCGCCGAAGGCCUGGGUAACCUUCAACCUCUCCAGCCUAACCCGCAACCCACCUACGCACCGCCUCCUGUAUCUCAGCAGCACAACCACCACUAUGCUGCUCCCACGCCUUCUGCCGCCGAGACCAGAACUCCUGAGUCCUUGAACGGAGUCAGCAGGCCCGGCCACAGCUUCGAGGAGCAGUCUCGCGUUGCCGCAGAGGAGGAUAAGCGCAGGAGAAAUACCGCCGCCAGCGCCAGGUUCCGCAUCAAGAAGAAGCAGCGUGAGCAGGCUCUCGAGAAGAGCGCCAAGGAGAUGUCGGACAAGGUCUCGGCUUUGGAGCAGCGCAUCAACCUUCUCGAAACCGAGAACCGCUGGCUCAAGAACCUCGUCAUGGAGAAGAACGAGGGCAGCGAGGACAUUGCUUCUAUGCUCAAGGAAUUCCAGAACAAGCAAACCAAGACGACCGCGACAUCUUCGGACUCUCUCAAGGCUGAGGAGGCAAAGUAG
Molecule: messenger RNA, 552 nt
Organism: Colletotrichum lupini
Lineage: Eukaryota; Fungi; Ascomycota; Sordariomycetes; Glomerellales; Glomerellaceae
Product: regulatory protein Cys-3
Exons: 1
Coding region: 1-552 (183 amino acids)
Biological process (GO): regulation of transcription by RNA polymerase II
Cellular component (GO): nucleus
Molecular function (GO): RNA polymerase II transcription regulatory region sequence-specific DNA binding; DNA-binding transcription activator activity, RNA polymerase II-specific
Source: RefSeq, a predicted model, not a curated record